ACUGCAAUUCCAUGACAAAAAAUGGGCAAACUCCAUCUGCAGAUGAAGACCAAAUGAUAUGAUUGAAAGUUCCAGAAGUUGCAUUGCUGUUUCUUAAGACGAUGACAGCGGACGCCGGCUUGCCCAUUUAGCACAAUGACAGAAAAAUCAUAUAAAGUUCAGAUUUAUAAACUGUACAACAUUAUUUAAUUUGAGGAGAUAAAUUUCGGUUAUUUCGGCUGGUAAACGUGAAACUCUUUCAUAAUUUUGGUGCCAGAUUGAAGAGUUUUAGGGGGAACCACGCCGAGACGCUCCUUUGUUGACAUGUAACUACGUCACAAUGGCGGCUGCUGAAUGUAUCGACGAGAAUGUUGUGUCGCUUCAUCUGGAGGGACGAGGGCCGCUUAAGUGACCUCAAAUUUGACUUCAAUAAUGGAUAAUCGCUCACAGUAAAACUGUCAACCACUACGAAGUGGAUGGACUUCUUUCUCAGUGGUUGUAUCGUCAAAAUGGCAAAUGAUGAGAGGAGAGAACAACAAACAAGGAAAAGCAUCGACUAACCAAAUGAUAAGUUAUUUGAAUUAAUCUCUGUUACAAGAAUAGUUCUUUGACUGAUUUAAAAUAGAAUUAACACAGAAAGUAAUACGGUGAUUUUUUUUUUCUUCUCUUAGUUCAGCAUCAUCUUGCUCCAAACCUUUUUUAGAUUCCACACCUUUUUAGAUUAUCUUCUAGUGACAGAGAGGGUACAAAGAAGAACAUUCAGCCCGCUGUGUUUUAGUCAAACUGGGACAAGCUGAGGCUGCAGGGUCCGUGGGAAAGGAUAAUCAUGCAGUGAAGCUCCUCGAGAAGUCCUUUCGUGUAUGAAGCCGCUGUGUAGCCAUCUCAGGUGAUGUUGCAGUGGUGGAAGAUAAAGAAAUAAUUGUCCAAAUAAUGCAAAAUGUACAACAGAGUAGAAAAGCUGCACCUUUCAAUCCUAAAACAAAUCCUGCACACUUCAGUUGAAUUUGAGGGGCUUCAUAAUGAACAGGGACCCUCUCUGGACAUCUAUAUGAACACUUGAGAACGACCACCCAGGGGGACACCAAAGCAGUGCGUGAGGAAGUGGAAACGCGACAAGCGAACCAGCAUCCAAGCUAGGCUAAAGGCUAACCCCAGUUGACCAGCUCUCCCGUCACUCUCCUGCUGCCAACUUCACAUGAAAACAUGAUUUCUGUGUUAAGUUGGUAUGUUUAAUGAUCUGUAGGUGAACCUACAGCACACCGCUCUCAUACGUCCAUGUUGUCCCACAGGCUCAUAUUGGUUAAGACCUGCCCUCUUGGAGUCUGGCAACCAAACAAAGUGAUAAAUGAUAACUUGUGAAUGUGACCUUAGGAAUAAAUGAUUAAGAAAAAUUAUGUUUGUUGUCUUUUUAUUAGAAUUGCAUUGUGUCUAGGCUCUGUGGUCUUUAGUGUCACUAUCAAUUAGCACUAGAAGUCUAAUGUAAAACUCCUCCUGUAUCAUAUUAUGGGGUUUGCAAAGGCUUCAUACAGUAUACAGCAAUUUGUGUCAACAACACAGAGCAUUUGGUCUACAGCUGAGCACUUUUGCAUUGACAUCUAUAACCUGUUGUUGCCAUGACUGCCUUCUGGCUUAAGAGGGAUUCAUUUGAUUUGUUGGUUCAUAUUGAAGAUGACAAACUAUCUUUACUUCAUACCCUCACAUAUGCACACAUACAUGAGAACCAUAAAUGUAUAUCAGUAGACUGGCAGUGACUUCUCAUUAUACUGUAUGUGCUUUCUAUAUCCGUCAAAACUCACUUUAUCCCUGACUGGCCACAGUAGCUGUUGUUUUUCCACCUUUCAGUUUUACAUUCAUUCCAUUGAUUUUGAAAAUACCUCUGAUUUAUAAACGGUGAUGGCUAAGCUACAUUUUACCGAGCGAGAACAAGUCGCCGAGCGCCAUCGACAGAGCCUUUGAUCUCUCGGCUCUGUGGAUGAGCUGCCCCUGUACUCCUCCUGCUCAUCCUCCUCCUCCUCUCCCACGUCCUGCACUGCUGCUGCCUAUUAUUUCCGUUGUGUAAUUGAGAUGCAGAAACAUUGACAGAACUCAUUUACCGCGAUGGAGAACUGUGUAAUGUGGAAGGGAACACAGAUUAUUACAUCAACGCACACACAGACACACACGUGUUAGUAAAAGAGAAUGUAAUUUGGCACCAUGUUUGAAGAGCUUCUUCAAUUGUUCUGCGAGGAUUUGUACCCAUGGUCUCAUAUAGCCAGGGAGGCAGAGGAGUUGCACUGCUGACAGGACAGCUGGCGCUGAGGACAGCGAUGGCCGAGCGGAUGUCGAAGUCGCUGUGGAUUGAACGGAUGGAUGCUUCAAGCACCACUGACAUCUUGUUUUUGAUGUUGAGUCCCAACUGUAGCGGAGGGUUUGGAGACCGGAGCUGGCACCUGGACGGACGGACGGAACGGACGGAGAGGGAGAGAAAGAGAGACACUACACAGCGCAGUUUGGACUCGUCUCCACCGGCGACUUAUGGGCCUGAAGAUGAAUUCAAAAUGGACAAGACUGAUGAAGAGGAGCAUCUGCGGGAUGAUGGGCUUUCUCUUGAUGGUCAAGACGCAGACUAUCUGCUCAAUGAUGAUGAGGAUGGAAGAGAUCGCUAUAGCUGCCAAAACUCUCCACUCAGCAAUGGCACUAACCCAGACGCUGGGUACGCCUCUCCACUCAGCACUACCAGCGAUCAGCUGGUGGAUCUUAAGACAACAUCCUCCCUCAGUGAUGGUCAAGAAAAGGUAGAAGUGAAGUUAGGAGAGAGCACAGAGUCUAUCAAUGGCCUCUCGCUGCAGGACAGUUUGGCAAAAAUGAAAGCCGUCUAUGCAAACCUGAUCUCUGACGCCUCCUGGUCCAGCAUUGCACUUGACAUGCUGAAAAGUAAACAAGGGAACAACAUCGCAGCUAGCAACAAUAACAACAAUGGGAGCAAUCACAAAGAGAGCAAUGGAUUCCUGAACAGUCACAGCCAGGGUAACAUCCUAUUGAAGAACAAAUGUAGCACUAGCAAUGCCUCAGCUACUACUGAUAUUACCACCAGCAGUACCACCACAAGAACAGUGUCAAGCAACAGCAACAGUGGCACCAGUGUAAGCUCUGGCAACACGGGAGGAUUAGCCUAUGACUGGCACCAGGCAGCAUUGGCCAAAACUCUACAGCACACUCCAUACCAACUCCUUCCUGAACCUAGCCUUUUCAGCACCGUGCAGCUUUACAGGCAGAACAAUAAGCUCUAUGGACCUGUGUUCACGGGUGCCAGCAAGUUCAGGUGCAAGGACUGUAGUGCAGCCUAUGACACUUUGGUGGGCCUGACAGUACAUAUGAAUGAGACGGGCCACUACCGUGACGACAAUAAGGAUACCGAGGAUGAUCGAGGCAAGAAGUGGUCCAAGCCACGCAAACGUUCUCUGCUGGAGAUGGAAGGCAAGGAAGACGCCCAGAAAGUUCUGAAAUGUAUGUACUGUGGCCACUCUUUUGAAUCCUUGCAAGACCUUAGUGUUCAUAUGAUCAAAACAAAACACUAUCAGAAAGUGCCUCUAAAAGAACCAAUGCCAGCCCUCACCUCAAAGCUAGUGCCCCCAACCAAAAAAAGAGCAUUUCAAGACUUGAUGUCCCCAAGCUCCCCAGAGUCUGUCUCAUCUGGCAUACUCCUGGGAGAGACCCCCAAAGACCAAAAAUUGGCCAAUCCCUAUGUUACUCCUAACAAUCGAUAUGGUUACCAAAAUGGUGCCAGUUAUACUUGGCAGUUUGAGGCGCGCAAGGCACAAAUUCUCAAAUGCAUGGAAUGUGGCAGUUCACAUGACACCUUGCAACAACUGACAGCCCACAUGAUGGUCACAGGACACUUUCUUAAAGUAACCAAUUCAGCCUCUAAAAAGGGUAAGCAGUUAGUUUUUGAUCCUGUUAUCGAGGAAAAAAUUCAGUCGAUUCCUCUGCCACCGACUACCACAAGACUUCCAGCUCCCAAUGGGAAGUCACAGCCUGAUUCCCCGUUGCAGCCGGCUAGCCCUGAAGAGAACAAAGAAGAAAAGGAUGAAGAGGCAGAAGAAGAGAAUAUAGAAACAAUAGAACCAGAGAAAAAAAUAAAAGAAGAGAGGGAAGACCCUGAAAAAUCUGACAAACCUGGAAAGGCUAGAUCCUACCAAUAUCUGAGAGAGGAAGACUUGGAGGAGACACCUAAAGGAGGCCUGGACAUCUUAAAGUCUUUAGAGAACACAGUUUCAAGUGCAAUCAGCAAGGCCCAGACAGGCACACCAACCUGGGGUGGAUACCCCAGCAUUCAUGCUGCCUAUCAGCUCCAUGGGUCUUUGAAGUCAACUCUGCCUUUGUGUGCGCAAGUUCAGCCUUUAUUCAGCAGCAACAGUUUGAAGAUGAUGUCCUCUGAUUUAGGGGCUCUGAUCCAUUCACCAAAUAGCCCCUCUCCACCUCCAAGCCACAAGAACAAUGUGCUGGCCAUGGAGAAGCUCGUGGAAAAAGUGACAGGGAAAAGUUCAGUAAAGAAUGAAAAAGAGGAAAAACCCUUAGAGAAUAAGGGCAGGUCUGCAAAGUCUCCAUUGCCAAAUGCUAAGGACAAACAGGCUUCACCCAAUCCAGAAAAGCUAUCAAAGACAGUGAAAAGCACUGCAGUAGAGGACCAGCCUGAGUCAAGAGGCAAAGAAGGCGAGCAAAUGGAGAGUAAAGUAGAUACACAGAUAAAAAGUGAAGUUGAUUCACCAAAUAAGCCUGUAAGCAACGGCUGCAAUAACCUGAGUAUCAUCACUGAUCACUCGCCUGAACAACCACUUGUCAACCCUCUCAGCGCUUUGCAGUCUAUCAUGAACAACCACUUGGGGAAAGCUUCAAAAGUGGCUACCCCCUUUGUAGACCCCUUUGCGAUGCUUUAUAAGAUCAACAGCAACUCUGCUCAGAAUAAGCAAGCAGAGCCUGCAAGUCAGUACCACAAUGAUGAUGAUGAUCAGCCAAUGGACUUGACGAAAUCCAAAAACAGCAAUGGAAGUACAGCUAAGAGUACUUCUACUACACCAAACAACAGCAAACCAGUUUUCAAAAAUUUCUCUCAGUCUUCAUCUCCGCCUCUACGAGAGAAUGCAUUGAUGGAUAUUUCAGACAUGGUUAAAAAUCUGACUGGCCGUUUGACACCAAAGUCUACAACCCCAUCUUCCAUCUCUGAAAAAUCUGAAAUUGAUGGCUGUACUUUUGAGGACAGCUUGGAGGAGCUGUCUCCCAUCCAAAGACGGAAAGGCCGUCAGUCAAACUGGAAUCCCCAGCACCUCCUGAUUCUUCAGGCCCAGUUUGUCUCUAGUCUUAGAGAGACUCCUGAGGGAAAGUUUGUAAUUAGUGACUUGGGACCCCAGGAACGGGUCCACAUCUGUAAAUUCACUGGUCUCUCCAUGACUACUAUCUCACAUUGGCUGGCCAAUGUAAAAUACCAGUUAAAGCGGACAGGGGGCACAAAGUUCCUAAAAAAUAUUGACUCUGGCCAACCUCUGUUUUUGUGCAGUGACUGUGCGUCCCAGUUCAGGACUCCCUCCUCCUACAUUCACCAUUUGGAGUCCCACCUUGGGUUCACCCUAAAGGACCUCUCAAAGCUUUCCAUAGAUUUAAUAGAGCAGCAGGCCGUCAGCAGAAUAGAGGACAAUACUUUCAGUUCCUCUGGACUUACAGAGGAAGACACUGGCUCAAUAUAUCAGUGCAAACUGUGCAAUCGGACCUUUGUGAGCAAACAUGCAAUCAAAUUGCACCUUUGCAAAACACAUGGAAAGUCACCAGAGGACCAUCUCAUCUUUGUGAAAGAGGUGGAAAAGUUUGAUAAACAAUGAAGUCAGAUAAAGCUGAUAGCAUGACAGAUUACUGUUGCACUAUAACUCCAAGCUUCAAUCUGUCAUAACAGAUAGUGCCACAACUGUAUUAAGCAUUGUUACGACAUAUAUUAUAAUGAAAACAUGGUAGCUUUAAUACCACAUACUGUAAUUAUCAGUUAUCCACAAUGGCAGGAGCUUGCACUGCAGAGGCUUAAAGCUACAAUGUAAAAGUUGAAUCUUUGGUGACAUAAACGUACCAAAAUGGUGCAGCAGCCAUGGCACUAUGUAGUCACUGACUGAUUGUUGCUUUCUUAAUGCACUGCAUCUUUUCUGAGCCUUUGGGAAUAGUCCAUCUGUUGUUUUAAAACUGGUCCAUGCUCUUACUUUGAUCACUGUUUUUGAAUGAUUUUUUAAAAAAUAUAUAUAUAUAUAUUUCAACACAACUUGCAUAUUAUUUAUGAGACAGUUUGUGUGCAUGUUUUUAUGUAAAGCAGUGAGCAUAUGUUCAAUGAAAUUACAUCCAUGUUGACAAAAUUGAUAUCCCUGUCUUACAAAUUUUGGAUGCAGUUUAUAUGAAGGUAAUAGCAGCCAUUUGAAGGAUGGAGCUCUAAAAUGAUAAGAUGAUUUCAGCACUUUAAGCAAGUGUAAAUUGAUGAAGAAGUGUGGGGUAAAAAUAACAACACAUUACCAUUUUGAGUUUUAAUUCCCCCAAUCGACAUGGUAAUUUGGGGGAAUAACUGUGAUAUUGUUUUGUAUUUGCCAUUAAAUAGCAGAAAUUCGAAAUGUUUAGAAUCUUUGUUUCUCUAGUAAAAUAUAAUUUCCUGGUUGUUUCAACAUGUACAGUAUUUGCGUUAGUAGGCUACCAAUUUUAUUAUUGUGAAGCUACAGUUGUAAAAUUAAUGAAGUUUAAAACUUAUUGUAUGAAUAAUCAGCAAGUAUGUAUACAUGUAUGUCAGCAUAUCUUGCUCUUUACAGUUCAACAUUAUUUGUACUGUGUGCAUUUUUAUAAUGUUAUUUUCUAGACAAAUAUGGGGGAAAAUGUACAAAGCUACAGAGUAUUGUCGGACCGCAAUGUUCUUUUUUCAAGUAAAAAGUCGGUCCCUCAUUGUGGUUUACAUAAAAUGACAGAACUCAACUGGCAUCUGCUCUGAUGCAUGGUACUGUACAUAACAUUGAAAAAAAAUAAAUUCUCACGCAAUGAUAGAUUUCCAGGUUUUAUCGUCAACCCAAUUAUUCAGAAUGGCAUUCUUUUAUCUUCAGUUGUAAAAUAAACUCCAUGU
Messenger RNA from Thunnus maccoyii (southern bluefin tuna), 7093 nucleotides. RefSeq names its product teashirt homolog 1-like. Gene Ontology annotation, biological process: regulation of transcription by RNA polymerase II. Lineage: Eukaryota; Metazoa; Chordata; Actinopteri; Scombriformes; Scombridae. The transcript is spliced from 8 exons. The record is from RefSeq and is a predicted model, not a curated record. The coding region runs from base 2217 to 5831 and encodes 1204 amino acids. Gene Ontology annotation, cellular component: nucleus. Gene Ontology annotation, molecular function: DNA binding; DNA-binding transcription factor activity, RNA polymerase II-specific.